Daucus carota subsp. sativus is the source of this 1172-nucleotide messenger RNA. RefSeq lists its product as uncharacterized. Bases 111 to 1172 code for a protein of 353 amino acids. The record is from RefSeq and is a predicted model, not a curated record. The transcript is spliced from 3 exons. NCBI's taxonomy places the organism in Eukaryota, Viridiplantae, Streptophyta, Magnoliopsida, Apiales, Apiaceae.
ACACUCUUUUAUCAUGUAUUAUCAUUAAUAAAAUCACUAUUAAUUUUCUUAAAUAAAUUGUUACGUCCAUCUAUAUAUUCUAAUAAUAUCUAUUUCUUCUCAGAAGUGCCAUGGAUUUUAGCAAGGUGGUGGCCGAGAAAAUCGCUGGCGAGAAGCAUGAUUUAUACGAUAUAAAAAAUAAAUUUUCGAGCGCGGUGUUGAUGUUUGCUGCUGCUCUUCUAGCAUGUAUGGUGUUAUAUCAUGCUGCUCCGGCACUGCAGGUGUAUUCCGGUACAAUGGCUUUUUCUCCGGCCGAGUCUAACGUUUCGUCUUCUUCUCAGGUAGAAGAUUUUAGCUUGGAAAAUGUCUUGUCAAAAGCAUCAAUGCCGAACAACACAGUGAUACUGACCACUCUGAACGAAGCCUGGGCUGCUCCCAACUCUGUUUUUGAUCUGUUUCUCCACAGUUUUCGGAUUGGAAACGAGACGAUUGAGCUUCUGAAUCAUGUGGUAGUUAUCGCGAUGGACGAGAAGGCGUAUAAUCGUUGCAUAGCCAUACAUCCACACUGCUACUAUCUCAGUAGCAAUGGCACUGAUUUCUCCGGUGAGAAAGACUUCAUGACUCCGGAUUAUUUGAAGAUGAUGUGGAGGAGAAUCGAGUUUCUGGGAACAGUUCUUGAUCUCGGCUACAGCUUCAUCUUCACGGAUACUGAUAUAAUGUGGUUCAGAAAUCCAUUUCCAAGGUUUCAUCCUGAUGCUGAUUUUCAAAUUGCAUGCGAUUUCUUCAAAGGGAAUUCAUUGGAUAUAAGUAGAAACUUACCGAAUGGAGGAUUUGCGUACGUGAAAUCAAGCAACCGGACCUCACAGUUCUACAAGUUCUGGUACAAAUCAAGAGAAACUUACCCAGGGUUACAUGAUCAGGAUGUCCUCAAUAACAUAAAGCUUGAUCCGUAUAUAAAUGAGAUUGGACUUCGAAUCAGGUUCUUGGACACGGCUUAUUUUGGCGGGUUCUGUCAGCCGAGCAAAGAUUUGAACAAAGUGUGCACCAUGCAUGCAAACUGUUGUAUUGGUUUGAGUAACAAAGUGCAUGACCUGAAUAUCACCCUAGGAGUCUGGCAAAAAUACUUGUCACUGGAUAAUGACACUUGGAAGCCGACAAAUCGAUCACCAUGGACUGUCCCCAAACAUUGUUAA